Messenger RNA from Chenopodium quinoa (quinoa), 563 nucleotides. RefSeq lists its product as uncharacterized. The record is from RefSeq and is a predicted model, not a curated record. Bases 129 to 563 code for a protein of 144 amino acids. Lineage: Eukaryota; Viridiplantae; Streptophyta; Magnoliopsida; Caryophyllales; Amaranthaceae. The transcript has 5 exons.
UUGUGCAAGAAUUCAAGUUUUUUCUGGGAACGGUGGCAAGGGAUUCCGAACUUGCACCGCUUAACUACAGAAAUUUUCCAAGCCUAUCAACACUUGAUAAGAUAUUGGAUUAUGUCCAGGAGAAGUAUAUGGUCCCCCAUGCCGGGUUUAAUUGGGUGAUGGAUGCUGUAAAUAGUUGUUGGAAAUAUUAUAAAUGCCAAAUCAAGAAGAAACACUUCUAUGCUUAUGAUACGGAUGAUUUAAGGUGGAAACAUAAACCAGAUACAAUCUCCGAUCAGAUGUUCCAAGAUCUUCUACAAUAUUGGCAUACCGAUGAGGAGAAGGCAGUUAGCGACAGUAAAAAAGGCAAUCGUCUAAUGUUAGACGAUAUGCACACUUUGGGACGCAAAUCAUAUGCUAUUUUACGCCAUGAGUUGCAACAACAAGAUCCAGACAAGAAAGAACCUUCUCAAGCAAAGGUUUAUAAGGAAUCAAGAAAAAGAAGUGCUGAAAGGACAUACAUUAGCAGCUCUGAAAAAGCAAAAGAGAAUAUUGCCAAAAUUGAUGCUUUGGAGUCAGCAUAA